AUGGGACAGACCACCGAUUUCCUGGUUACCCUGCCCAGUUCACCCGGUGCCACGACAAUAGACGGCCAUCCCGCGAAAUCGAUAACCAGCAAGAUCAGCUCCUUACUCAAGUGGCAUUCGAAUGACACUCCACCCCCCGGACGGGAGGCGAUCUAUAUCAGCUUACUUCUCAAGUAUCUAAACCCAACGCUCUAUGGGCAGCCAACAUGUUUCUUGUGCCUGACCACCUGCGACUCGUGGGAUGCCGUUUGGAUACACAGCAACAGGAAGCAUGCCGCUGAAGCAAUUUGGCCACUAGACUGUCCUGAAUGCCAGCGAAUGGGGAAAAAGGCGCCUUUGCCGCAAGUGAGGAAUCUAGGCGAGUGGUGCGCUCACGUGCAUGAGGACCAUGCACCAGGCGAAGAGGAACCCUUCCGGUGUCUUCUGGGCUGCAAAACGUUCGCCAGUAUCCGCGACCUGACUACACACCUGGAGAAGAAUCAUCACGAGUUUGGGUUAUUUAUCACAGCUUUUUUGUCCUCUUCAUUUUGGCAGGCGACAUCUCCCUCCAGUAGCUCCAUCAUCCUAUUGCUUAUCCAUUCCUCACGGCGUGCCUUUUCCAGCUUCUUAUACGCCUCCGUGACCUCUGGAGGUGAGAAUGAGCGAGUUGCCAAAGUCAAAAACGGCAGCCGCGUCCCCGGCGUCGUAGAUCUUGCGAACAUGGCCGUUUUGGAAGAUUGGCCCGGCAUGAGGCAGGGGGGCAGGGGCAUCGUCGAGAAUUUGACCGCGGCCGAAGAUUAUUUUGUUCAAUAUGCCAUUGCGAAAGAACACCAUCUCCAACGUUUGCUGGACAAGGUUAAUGUCGAGGGCCUAAAACACACGGCUAGCAAUAUUCGCAAAGGUGUGCCCUGCCGUAUUCCAGCGUUGGAACACGAUGGUUCGGCUUCUGGAGAAGAUGUCGUCUCUCGCCAGAUGGGGGGACAAAACUGCCACGUCGAUAUCAAGUUCGAUGAUGGUGUCACUUGGAUUGCAAGGAUCCGGCUAGAAGAUCCCGUCCUGCCUCCCCCAGGUGUCCAGAGUUACGUUUUCUUAAGCGAAAUAGCGACACUUGAGUUCUUGGCCAAAACCAGUGUCCCAGCUCCCAAGGUGUAUCACUACCAGCUUCAAGGCUCAGCAAAUAUCGUCGGGACUUCCUAUGUUCUCAUGGAGAAGAUGCCAGGCAAGCCGCUGGACUGGAACGAGGCGGCAAAUGACGGCAUCGACGAGGGCAGCAACGAAGAAGGAGCUGUCAGCUACUCGCAAAGUCGUUUCUCCAUCGACUGUCUCGGCCAGGGCGGUGGAACCAAUGCUACCAAUAGCAUCCAGCAGAUGAUUCAACAGUACGCCGAACAGGGCCCUACGGCUGCCAACCAUGGCGAGAGAACACAAGAUGCCUUAGCAAGGCAAAUGGAGAAAUGGCGCAAAUUUGCGACAGAGGCUGGCAUCGAUCCACACGAGAAACUCCUCGUAGCCAAGCCAAGGUCCCGGAUCAAAAAAGAAUCUACCGUCAAGACGUAUUGGAAGUGGCUCUACGUGAAUUUAAAUGAAGCCACCGGCAAAUGGAUGACAGAGGAGAUCCUCCGGGACGUUGCCAAUUGGAUCAAUGGCGAACUGAUCCCCUUGUUUGGUCUCGACACUUCCCAAAAAGACAAGUCGGACUUAUUUCGAGCACAAAUGACGUUGAUCCUUAUCAUCGCCGCUGCUACAACAACCCGCCCAGAUGCACUGAUCGGCAAUGUCCUAUAUCGCCACGUCGAACUCCAGAUAUUCCGGCCCGCUCCAGGAAGUACCACUGCCCGCAUCGGCCUCUUGGAUCUCCAGCAUGUGAAGAAGAAGGCUGCAGGCCGUAUGAUUUUUGGACUUCACGAAGAGCCGACCCUGCUCCACGAUCCCGUUCUCCAUAUGCUAGCGCUUGCUCUUGCGGAUAGGGCAUUCUUGAACGAUAUCACGAGUCUGGAGCAGCUCCAUUCUAUGCGAGUCCCCGAUGAGGCAGACCGCAUUCGUUUGCCAUGGAGCGAGGAGUGGAUGGCACGGCCGGUGUUCCGGCCGACCGAAGCAAGCGACUACGGGAAAGCCAUCAGCCCUACAAAGCCACUGGCUUACGAGACGGCUCGUAAGAAAUUCCACAGCUUUGGGCGGGCGACGGGCUAUUGCAAAGACCUGGCCAUUCUACGACAUUCGACGACGGUCGGGCAGAAAACUCAACGCGAUGGUCAUCGCCAGGGCAAUUCAUCAACUUGCGUUGCCUACUACAUGCCCAACUUCAUUGCUGCUGAUUGCCAAGCAAUCACCUUUGGGAGUGAACGCCAGGUGAAUCUCAUCGAGCGCAUGGGCCGCCUGCAUCGAUACGGGGGCGCCCCAACGAAGCUAACCGAAAAGCAGAGACAAAAGAUGUACAAUCAUUCCACGCUCGUAUCAUGUCGCGAGAAACGCAAUGCAUUUUAUUCGGAGCUCCGUCGGCAGUAUGGUCAGACUCGGUACUAUAGCAAGGGAACUGAGCUUGAGCAGCAGUACUUGCAUUAUCAGAAUCUCGUCAAGAAAACGAAGGCAAUGCUGGAAAAGAAUCGCCUUGACCAAGCGAUCCAGGACUUUCACAGCACGGCUCAUGCUCAGGAGGUCGCACGGCAGCUAGACGGGGAAGAGCCGGACAAAGCCGCCCUUGAGCCGUCGGCAGAGCAUGAGCUGCCGGACAGGCAACUGGUAGCCGACCUCUUUGCCGGCGCAAGCGACGCGACGUCCGAAGAGGCCAUCCGCGAGCUGCGUGUCCAGAUCAGCCUCGCUAUUAGCCGACUGUGUCUCCUCAAACAAAGUAGAGUAUAUCGAGGUGGGGCGGGACGCAAGGUUCGCGCCAGAUGCGCAGAAGGAGCGAAGGGCACGAACGAGUCACAAGCUUCGACGCCAGGAGCAGAGGCUCCAAAACCAAAGGCGAUGGCAGGGACUUGGGGCACCACCAAGUACGCUUGUGGGUUUUGCCGGUGGGGCGACAAGUCGGCCGGGAAAGUCCAGCGACAGCGAACGUACAGAGUCGAUGCGCUGGCCAUGCACUGGAAGGUUCACCACGCCGCGAUCCUGGACGCGGAAUUGUUGCUCUGUCCCUACCCUAGCUGUGACGCCGCCUUCGGCAACGCCCCUUUCUGUCAAAGGUUCGGCAGGAUUUCAUGGGUCAACCACGUGAGCCAGGUCCAUGGCAUCCCUUUGGGGCGUGGAUGGACCCGCGACGCCGGACCGGACUGGAGAGUGGCACUGGGUAUGACAAGCCCAGUAUUUUAUAUAAGACGUCCCGUCCCCAUGCUGCCGUCGACAAAGCUUUUCUCCCCUUCUACAGACACCAUGGAUCAAGAUCAAGACAUCCUCCCACACCGCUGGCUCGAAGCGUUCCCAGGCAUCUACGUUGCCAUUCCACGACAGCCUCAGCCCGAAGACGCAAUGAACGUCCAGGUCGGUAUUAUCACAUGGCACACCGCCGACGUGGCGCCAGCAUUUGUUCGUACGGACGUUCAAUUCGACGUCUAUCGCUUGCCUCUCCAACGCGCCGCUCGGGAAGGAUGGGCCUCCUGGAGCCUGUAUUUCGAGGCUUAUGGCUAG
Molecule: messenger RNA, 3603 nt
Organism: Pseudomassariella vexata
Lineage: Eukaryota; Fungi; Ascomycota; Sordariomycetes; Amphisphaeriales; Pseudomassariaceae
Exons: 10
Coding region: 1-3603 (1200 amino acids)
Source: RefSeq, a predicted model, not a curated record